AAUCGACGUGCGCGCCGCCGAUUUCCUCCCGCGACCGUUAGCUGGGGUGGUUGCGGUGGUACCAAAGAGGAGAACAAAUCUGAACGACUGUGCCGGGUGAUGUGAAAAGUCACAGAACCACACCAAAACCUGGGUUCCUGUCGCAAGUCUACGCCUGUCAAGGGAAUGAUAGCCACCAUUCGUCACAGGGUAGGUGAUGGCCACAUCUAAUCAGUGAGCGAGAUUUGCACGAUUGUGAAAACUUGUGCAGCCUUGGCCAAGCAACUGAUAGACAACAGGAUCUCUAUCUCACCUCCGUCCCUGUGGCACUCUUCUUGCCACUGCUGAGUAUCUGAAGGGAAAAAGAAAAUCUCACUGAGGGAUCAGACUGUUUCCUGCCACAAAGACUCUUUCAACACAUCACCUAGCCUUCACCUCCCCAAGAGGGAGCGAACAGCAGCCACCAUGGUGCUGUCACAGAGACAAAGAGAUGAACUAAACCGGGCUAUAGCAGACUAUCUACGCUCAAAUGGAUAUGAGGAGGCCUAUUCCACCUUCAAGAAAGAGGCAGAGUUAGAUAUGAAUGAUGAGGUAGACAAAAAGUAUGCAGGACUUUUGGAAAAGAAAUGGACCUCAGUCAUCAGAUUACAGAAGAAGGUAAUGGAGCUUGAGUCGAAACUGAAUGAGGCAAAGGAGGAGAUUACACACGGAGGACCCAUAGGUCAGAAGAGGGACCCCAAGGAGUGGAUUCCCCGUCCCCCAGAGAGAUACGCCCUGAGUGGACACCGCGCUCCAGUCACACGUGUCAUAUUCCAUCCAGUUUUCUCUGUCAUGGUCACAGCCUCUGAGGAUGCUACCAUUAAGGUGUGGGACUAUGAGGCAGGAGACUUUGAGAGAACCCUAAAGGGCCACACAGACUCUGUGCAAGACAUCUCCUUUGACCAGACAGGAAAACUGCUGGCUUCAUGUUCAGCAGACAUGAGCAUAAAACUUUGGGACUUUCAGGGGUUUGAGUGCAUUCGAACAAUGCAUGGCCACGACCACAAUGUGUCAUCUGUAGCCAUCAUGCCUAAUGGUGACCAUAUAGUGUCUGCCUCCAGAGACAAGACCAUCAAAAUGUGGGAGGUGGCCACUGGAUACUGUGUGAAGACCUUCACGGGCCACAGGGAGUGGGUGAGGAUGGUGCGCCCAAACCAGGAUGGCUCGCUGAUCGCAAGCUGCUCAAACGACCAGACUGUGCGUGUUUGGGUUGUGGCAUCGAAGGAGUGCAAAGCUGAGUUGCGGGAGCAUGAACAUGUGGUGGAGUGCAUUGCUUGGGCCCCUGACAACGCUCACCCCACCAUCCUAGAAGCCACAGGCUCAGAGAGCAAGAAAAGUGGAAAGCCAGGUCCUUUCCUUCUGUCUGGGUCCAGAGAUAAAACCAUUAAGAUGUGGGAUGUCAGCAUUGGCAUCUGCCUCAUGACUCUGGUGGGACAUGAUAACUGGGUGCGUGGGGUGUUGUUUCAUCCUGGAGGACGGUUCAUAGUGAGCUGUGCAGAUGAUAAAACCAUUAGGAUCUGGGACUACAAGAACAAGCGCUGCAUGAAGACCCUGUGUGCCCAUGAACAUUUUGUUACCUCUCUGGAUUUCCACAAGACUGCUCCCUAUGUGGUGACAGGCAGUGUCGAUCAGACAGUCAAAGUCUGGGAGUGCCGCUGAGACUGCUAUCAUUUGUUUUGCCCAGCUCCCCAACCUUCUCUCACCCACCACUACUAACUUCAAAAACAGCUCUAAAGCCCUGCACCUCCGCCUCCCCUCCUGUCCCAACACCCCCCAUCCCCACCCCUUGCACUCCAAACCAUAGUUGACCAUGCGCUUUACCUUCUCCCGUCCUUGCUCCUCACCUACAUCAGUCGAACCCUAUUAAGAUGACUAUUGUCCUUUUAUGUAAAUUAUUCUGGAUGUAGGGUACGCUUAAUAAAUGUCACGCAAUCUCUGACACAUAAACACACUGAAGAUGAAAGUAUUCCUUGCAUGGUGAAUCAAACAAAAAAUGAUAUACUGUUAAAUUUGCCGAAUUUGCAUACUGUUGUCAUGACUUGAGGGUAAAUAUCCCUGUGUGCUGGCGCAGGUGGAUUCUGGUUAACUGACACUGCACGAAAACCAGUGGCACCCCUCGUUGAUGGGGUUUAGGUUUUGUGUUUAGUUUUACUUCAUGCCUCCGUUGUUGUCUGUCACUGCGUGGAUGGUGAUCCAGAAGACGCGAGGGAAGUGAACGACUGAGCGAGCGGAAAGGAGAAAAAUGAAGCAGGAAACGCUCCCUCGUUGAAUCACUUGAGGUUCUGUGGGCGAGUGCACAUGUACAUGUGUGUAAACACAUGUGAGUGUGUGUGUGUAUUUGUAUGUCCUGACAGGAGAAUCCGUCCCCCUCCUCUGCUCUGAUGGUCAGAGGAGAGCGAGGGGGCAAAGCUUCUCACCCAAUGUUUUCAUUCAUACUACUUCAUCUCUUUAACAAUCUAGUUGACACUCACAGGACCUUAAUGAUCCCGAAGCUGCUGAGAGCACAGGCACAUGUCCCCAUAGCAAAAGUGUGUUUUACAGAGGAAAAAACCUGCUCACCUUUUUAUGAGGUUUGUGUGUUUGUAUGUUGCCCAAGAAUCGCCCAGUGCCCUCUUGCUCACUAUUUCUGCCUUUUUAACCCACUGAGGACUCCCUCACUUGGGAUUUUCAUUCUGCUUUCUGUGGUCUCACUGCUCUAUUCACACACACACGCACGCACGCACGCACACACACACUCACCAGUGCACAUACACGCACAGUAAAAGUUGUGUAUCAAUAUAUCUGGAUGUCAUUGUUUGCAACAUAAAGAAAUAAAAUUCUGUAAAUAUAAA
Betta splendens (Siamese fighting fish) is the source of this 2849-nucleotide messenger RNA. Its product is annotated as lissencephaly-1 homolog B. Lineage: Eukaryota; Metazoa; Chordata; Actinopteri; Anabantiformes; Osphronemidae. Gene Ontology annotation, molecular function: protein binding. The record is from RefSeq and is a predicted model, not a curated record. The transcript is spliced from 11 exons. The coding region runs from base 445 to 1677 and encodes 410 amino acids.